GCAAUAUAUACCUUCCUAACACUGGGUCCGCCUGGGACUCGGUUUGUGUCUCUGUGACUGGAACGUCUCCGCCUGGUUAAAAUAACAUCAGGAUCCUGCAGCAAAGAUGGCUGAUUCUGAGAAAAGACUCUCUGCAAGGCGUAAGCACACGCUGAAGAGCUGUAUGCUGGUGGUGGCCAACAAUCUGUUGGAGGCUGAAGCUACAGUGAAAACUGAUGAGCGGGAGAAGUUCCUGGCAGAGAAAUGUCCUCCUCUGGAGCUGCCCUACUCCAAGGAUGAGCUUGUGGAUCUUUGCAAGAAACUCCAUGAGCAGAUUGGCAUCAGUGAAGAGGAGAGAUACUGCACAGAGUUUAAACUCAACAUGGUGCUAAAUGAGGUCAGAGACCUGAACAUAAAGAUCGUGGAUCUGAGAGGAAAGUUCAAGAGACCCCGGCUGAAGAAGGUGCGUAUGUCUGCUGACGCCAUGCUGAAGGCUCUGCUGGGCUCCAAACACACGGUCAACAUGGACCUGAGGGCCAACCUGAAGCAGGUCAAGAAAGAAGUGAAGGAGGAGGACAAGCAGCUGCGUGAUGUGGGCGACUGGCGUAAGAACAUUGAAGACAAGUCUGAUAGGAAGAAGAUGUUCGACAGUUAAAUGUCACCUGACUCUGACUUUCAGCUUUAGGAGAGAUGUUCAGGGCUGAAUUCAGGUCUAGCAUCUUUUACUCCAAAAAGAUAUAAUGUUUUCGUUUUACUGGACAAAUAAGGCUUGAUAACUCUGCAGGUUAUCAUGGUUAAUAGUGUAAAUUUUCAGCUUCUGCUGUAGGUGAACGUAAGUUAAAUAUCUGGAGAGGGAUCUUCAUGCUGUGGUACAGGAAGGGAUAAAUGGUCUCCCUGGUAGGUGUGGAGCGGGGAUUGGAUUGUUUUAACAUCUCACUGUGGAGAAAACCUGUCAGUUAAAUGUCUUCUGCUUUUGCCUUUAUUGAAACUGUACUAUGAUGUAUUGUACUACAUAUACUGGCACCAGUUAGUACACAAGGAACAAAUCAGUUGUACUUUGUACUCUUUAUAGGCUUAAUGUGCUUCUGGAUUAGAUCUAUGUACCGGCUAUCUAUGGCACCAGUCAAAAGUAUGGGCACCCCCCCCCCCCCCCCCCCCCCCCCCCCUCCUUCCUGGAGUUUGAAAGGGUGCCCAAACUUUUGAAUGGUGUAAUGGUUCCAUCACUUAUGUUCCAGAUAGUACGAAUAAAUUCCUUUAUUAUGAUGAUGGAAUGAAUCUAAUCUGCUAUUAAAAAAAACAAAAACAAGAAAAU
Molecule: messenger RNA, 1291 nt
Organism: Melanotaenia boesemani (Boeseman's rainbowfish)
Lineage: Eukaryota; Metazoa; Chordata; Actinopteri; Atheriniformes; Melanotaeniidae
Product: troponin I, fast skeletal muscle-like
Exons: 7
Coding region: 107-634 (175 amino acids)
Biological process (GO): muscle contraction
Cellular component (GO): troponin complex
Source: RefSeq, a predicted model, not a curated record